CACAUCCUAGAAGAUUUCCGUCUGCGUCCUCGACUGUGUCUAGGGUUUCUCUUGCGAUUGGACCGUUCCAAUUCGCCUCCAUUGCUGUCCGCAUCGGAGCUUCAAGGCCUUCUCGCGGAAGCCCAUAGCCAUGUACGGAUCAAGAGGGGCCAUGUUGGGGAGCGGGGGGGUGUCGGACGGGUACGACAUCGGCUCAAAGAGACCAAGAAUGACGGAAUCGAAUCCCUACUUUGCAGUGAACAACGGUCCAAGUGGUUACCCGUUCACCCACGGAUAUCCAUCCUCAGGGGCAUUUCCUGUGGUCCGUCUCAGGGGUCUCCCCUUCAACUGUUCGGAAUCCGACAUCCGACUCUUCUUCGCCGGUCUGGACAUCAUUGACGCAUUCCUGGUGAACAAAAAUGGAAGGUUUUCAGGAGAGGCUUUCGUCCUCUUUGCUGGAAACAUGCAUGCCGAGAAUGCCCUUCUGAGGGACCGCCAGAACAUGGGGAGGAGGUACGUCGAGGUUUUCAGGUGCAAGAAGCAGGACUACUAUCAGGCCAUUGCUGCAGAGGUUAGAGAAUCACCGGGAUAUGACCACAACCACCACGGUUCUUCCCCACCACCACCACUGCAUAAGCCGCCUAAAAGGACUCAGAACAAGGACCAGUUGGAGUACACUGAGAUUCUGAAGCUACGCGGACUUCCCUUUUCUGUCAAGAAAUCAGAUAUUAUCAAGUUUUUCGGCGCGGAUUACAAUUUGACCGACGAAAAGGUGCGGAUCGGGUACCGAUCCGAUGGGAAGACUACCGGGGAGGCAUACGUGGAGUUCACAUCAUCCGAGGAGGCGAAGAACGCAAUGUGCAAGGACAAUAUGAUGAUCGGAUCGAGGUACAUUGAGCUCUUUCCUUCAACUCAGGAUGAAGCAAGGAGGGCUGAUUCUAGGUCAAGACAGUAAAAAUAGAGUGCUGGAAAAAAUUGCAAUCUUUUUCAUCUUUAAAAAGCAUUUACUGCUUCUUUUUCUCCUUGUUUGGGGACUUUGUUCUUGCCCUUGAUGAAAAUUUACUGCUUUUCAUGUCUCGGCAGUGUUUGUUUAUUACUGUAUUUUCUAGAAACAAAUCAUAGUAAUGGUAGAGAGUGGGUGGACUCCUGGAUAUAUAAUUUUGGUUAAUUUUACUGGGCUUAACUCUAUCUUGUUUGG
Cuscuta campestris is the source of this 1177-nucleotide messenger RNA. The record is from the annotation of a GenBank genome assembly. Lineage: Eukaryota; Viridiplantae; Streptophyta; Magnoliopsida; Solanales; Convolvulaceae.